Messenger RNA from Larimichthys crocea (large yellow croaker), 1640 nucleotides. It is a transcript of the gene tceanc, whose product is annotated as transcription elongation factor A N-terminal and central domain containing. Gene Ontology annotation, cellular component: nucleus. The record is from RefSeq and is a predicted model, not a curated record. The transcript is spliced from 2 exons. Lineage: Eukaryota; Metazoa; Chordata; Actinopteri; Sciaenidae. The coding region runs from base 103 to 1026 and encodes 307 amino acids. Gene Ontology annotation, biological process: DNA-templated transcription.
GGAAUUUCUUGUUUUGAAGGCCAGAUUCAACAUGGCUGCUGCCAUGCAGACGUUCUUUGUGUUCCUGCUUGUUGCUGCAAAGCAUGAGGAAGUUCAGCCACCAUGGAUGUAAAAGAAAUAGUCCACUGUGCUCUGCAGAUUGAGAGAUCCCACGCAGACAGAAGCUACGGGGACGUCUUGACCCUCCUCGGUGACCUUGAUAAACUGAAACUCACAGCAGAGCAGCUGGAGACGACGGAUAUCGUCAAAGUUCUCUACAGGCUCCUGAAAACUUGCUGCGACGACAAUGUGAAGAAGACAACAAAGAGCUUGUUGUCGAAGUGGAAGAGACAGUACAGCAAGGAUGCACGAGGUGUGAAGUCCACAGUGUGCAGGGUGGACGAGGUUGGGGAUGGAGGGGAUUCCCACUCCUGUUCAGAACAAGAAGCUUCGUGUUCAGGGGCAAAAGAUGGCCUCCAGACUGUUUCCGCCUCUGCAUCCUGCAGUUUGUCAUCAGUAAGAUCAAAAUGUGCUCAGCUCCUUCUCGCCGCCCUCUGCCCUGAACUUCCUGCUCCGGACACGACUGCAGAGCUGGCCGGCGACGUCGAGCAGCACAUCCACGAGCUCCACAAAUCCAGCCAGGUCAAAUACAAAGCCUGCGUGAGGAGCAAGGUGGCCAACUUGAGGAAUCCUAAAAACGCGCAUCUUCGGCGGGGCCUCCUGAGCGGCUCGCUGUCGCCCGGGGCCUUCGCUCGGAUGUCUGCGGAGGAGAUGGCGAGCGCAGAGCUCCGGCAGCUGAGGGAGGAGUACUCGUCCCGCGGCGUGAGCGAAAGGCAGCUUCCUCAAGGGAUCGAAGGGACGCAGACGGAGAAGAUACGCUGCAAGAAGUGUGGGGGAUCGGACUGUAGGGUGACGCAGAUGUCCAGGGGGGCGCUUUUCUUACCUGCGUGGGUGAGACGGGGCGGCCCCGACGAAGACGCAAUGACCUUUGUGACCUGCAGCCAAUGUGGGCAGCAAUGGUACCACAGCGGCUGGAUCUGCCUCUAAAUCCAAGUAUCAGAUUAAUCAUUGGGUUUCUUCUAUGCCAGUCGAUCAGCUGUGAACAGUUAAAGUCAAAUAUUUACUUCUUCCACCUUCUCGUAUGAGAAUAUUUGCUAGUUUUCUUCAUUAUCUUGAAAUGUCAAGGAAAUUAUCCGUUAUCUCAGGAUAACAUUUCAAGAUAAAGACCUCAGUAACUCUCGAGAUUGCGGACUGAUGAAUGCAUGACCGCUUCGGGCUUCCGUAGUUUUCUAUGACAGUAAACAGAACAUGUUCGGACUGAGAGCAGAUGUAUAAUUUCAUCCUUCCUGCACAGGAAUGAUCAUAAAAAACGAGGAUUUAAUCCCUUACAGAUGUUGAGCGUUUGUAGACGCAGUGGGUCAUCUUUCUUAUCGUCGACUUAUUGAUUGAAAAAAUGGUUAGAAAUGGUGCAGGGUGGCCAAGUUGACGUAUUUAUAUUGCUUCUUUUGUAGCUCCAACACAAAUAUUCAAAAUAAACCCAGCCAAUAUUCACGGCGAGGAGCUGACUAAUAGUCAACCAAUCGUUGCAGCUCUGCUGUGGUUGCACAAUGCGUGAAACCGCCUUUAUUGUUGUAGCUUUUCUGCUUUCUGUCCGUGAAGAG